GAUUAUACCCCGUGACUUACCUUCAUCGCCUCAAUAUACUGGUCAAUUAUUAGUGAUUUUCCUUUUAACAAAUUAGAACCAACCCGACAAAUUCUUUUUUUUUUUUUUAUAAAUAUGAAGGUAAUUUUGUUUUUAUAUUUAAAAAUUUAGGUGAAGUAAAAGUAAAUCAUUACAAAAUCAGCAGUUAUGGCAGAUCUAACAAAAGAUGAACAUGAAGCCAACCGAACGUGAGGGUGUUGUCGUAAAUACGAAGAAUGCGUCUUCUCUCUAAUCGUCCCUGGAUUUAGUAACCUUUUUCUUUUUCCUCUUUUUUGGUCUCAGUAGGGAUUUUAAUUGAAUUUAAUUGCCCUGGAAAAGCGCAAGAGGAUUCGAACAAACUGCUCAGAAACUAUAAGUAGAGGGUUUCCUUUUUGACUGCUUCACUCAGCGGAACGGCUUCGCUUCAGCUUUAUAUAUUCCGCUUUCCUCUCUCAAAAUCGCAGUGCUGCAAAGCUUCCGCAAAAUAGAAAUGGACUUGUCUCGCCGAAGAAUGGGGCUUACCUUAGGAUUUCUUGCAUUCAUUUCUUUGUUUCAGGUUUUAUUUAUUAUACCAGUGGUUUUUGCACAGACGACAAAUGAUGAACUAAGGCAGAGACAUGCUGAAGGAUAUUGUUCAAUGUAUGACAUUUGUGGAAAUCGAAGUGAUGGAAAAGUAUUGAACUGUCCCUAUGGUUCUCCAGCUGUAAAGCCAGAUGAGUUACUUUCAUCGAAGAUUCAAAGUUUGUGCCCAACAAUUACUGGAAAUGUUUGUUGUACAGGAGCUCAAUUUGACACACUGCGGGCACAAGUCCAGCAAGCAAUUCCUUUCCUUGUAGGCUGUCCAGCUUGCUUGAGAAACUUUUUGAAUUUGUUUUGUGAGCUUUCAUGCUCCCCAAACCAAAGUUUAUUCAUCAAUGUGACUUCUGUAUCCAAGGUCAGAAACAACUUGACUGUGGACGGAAUUGACUUUUACAUAACUGAUGCAUUUGGUGAGGGGUUGUAUGAAUCUUGCAAGGAUGUCAAGUUUGGUACCAUGAAUACUCGUGCCAUAGAAUUUAUUGGUUUUGGUGCUAAAAAUUUUAAAGAGUGGUUUGCUUUCAUUGGUAAGCGAGCAGUUCUUAACAUGCCUGGUUCACCAUAUGGGAUUCAAUUCCUUCCAACCGUUCCUGAAUCAUCUGGGAUGAAACCUAUGAAUGUAUCUACUUAUUCAUGUAGAGAUGUUUCACUGGGCUGCUCUUGUGGUGAUUGCCCUUCAUCUCCUGUCUGUUCCAAUACAGCUAUGUCUUCUUACCAUAAAGGGGCUACAUGUUUACUUCGAAUUGGAUCUCUUAAGGCCAAAUGUGUUGACUUAGCUUUAGCAAUCCUCUAUAUUGUAUUGAUUUCUAUGUUUUUUGGAUGGGGCUUGUUUCAUCGGACAAGAAAAAGGAGCAGGUCUUUUCGAAUGAAACCAUUUUUGGGUACAGCCCAUGGUGUUGAUUCUCAUUCUAUUAAUAGGCCAAAAGCUGAGAACCUCCCCAUGCAGAGGCUAGAAGAUGCUAAUCAAAGUAGCACUGGGGUUCAACUUUCUAUUGUGCAAGGAUACAUGUCAAACUUUUACAGGAAAUAUGGACUGUGGGUUGCUAGAAAUCCAACCCUUGUAUUGAGUUUGUCAGUGGGAAUGAUUCUUCUACUUUGCUUGGGUCUAAUCCGUUUCAAGGUGGAAACACGACCAGCGAAGCUAUGGGUAGGACCUGGGAGUAAAGCUGCAGAAGAGAAACGUUUUUUUGACAGCCACCUAUCUCCUUUUUACAGAAUUGAGCAGCUAAUAUUAGCAACAAUUCCAGAUGCCUUGCAUGGUAAAUCACCCAGCAUUAUGACAGAGGAAAACAUCAAGUUGUUAUUUGAAAUUCAAAAGAAGGUUGAUGGAAUCCAGGCAAAUUAUUCUGGCUCAAUGAUAUCUUUGACAGAUAUUUGCAUGAAGCCAAUGGGACAGGAUUGUGCCACACAAAGUGUUAUACAGUAUUUCAAAAUGGAUCCAAGCUUUGAUGCUGAUGAUCGGCUGGAACAUGUGAACUAUUGUUUACAGCAUUAUACCUCUGCAGAGUCGUGUAUGAGUGCUUUUAAAGCCCCGCUAGAUCCAAGCACUGUAUUAGGAGGUUUCUUUGGGAGCAACUAUACUGAGGCUUCCGCAUUUAUAGUUACUUAUCCAGUCAACAAUGCUCUUGAUAAAGAAGGGAAUGAAACUCAAAAGGUAGUUGCUUGGGAGAAGGCCUUUAUUCAAGUAGCAAAGGAUGAGUUGUUGCCUAUGGUUCAAUCUAAAAAUUUGACAUUUUCUUUUUCAUCGGAAAGCUCCAUUGAGGAAGAGUUGAAAAGGGAAAGCACAGCGGAUGUCAUAACCAUAUUGAUAAGCUAUCUUGUGAUGUUUGCUUACAUAUCUCUGACCUUGGGCGAUACACCUCGAUUAUCUUCUUUUUACAUUUCAUCUAAGGUAUUGCUUGGCCUUUCUGGUGUUCUGCUUGUCAUGGUCUCAGUUCUUGGAUCAGUAGGAUUUUUCAGUGCUAUUGGAGUAAAAUCUACACUAAUCAUAAUGGAAGUUAUUCCUUUUCUGGUUCUUGCAGUUGGAGUGGAUAAUAUGUGCAUCUUGGUUCAUGCUGUUAAGCGGCAACCUUUGGACUUACCUCUAGAAGGAAGGAUAAGCAAUGCACUUGUUGAAGUUGGACCAUCUAUAACCCUUGCCAGUCUAUCUGAAGUUUUAGCAUUUGCGGUUGGAAGUUUCAUUCCUAUGCCAGCCUGCCGAGUUUUCUCCAUGUUUGCAGGUCUAUAUUCUAUUGGUAUACAUGGAAAAAUGAUUUUCUUUUAUGUCACUUCUGUCAUCCCCCUCACAUCCAUGCAUUCUAUUGCAGCACUGGCCAUUCUAUUGGACUUCCUUCUGCAGGUCACUGCUUUUGUUUCUUUGAUAGUUUUUGACUUUUUGCGAGCUGAAGGUAGAAGAGUUGAUUGUUUUCCAUGUAUAAAAGUAUCAUCAACAUAUGCUGAAUCUACGAUAGGCAUUGGUGGGAGAAAACCUGGGCUACUGGCUCGAUAUAUGAAGGAGGUGCAUGCACCCAUUCUCAAUCUUUGGGGAGUGAAAAUCAUAGUUGUUUCUGCUUUUGUUGCUUUUUCACUGGCUAGUAUUGCAUUGUCCACCCGAAUUGAGCCUGGUUUGGAGCAAAAGAUUGUUCUUCCCCAAGAUUCAUAUCUUCAGGGCUAUUUCAAUAAUGUUUCAGAGUAUCUCAGAAUUGGACCGCCACUGUAUUUUGUUGUGAAGAACUAUAAUUAUAGUUCAGAAUCAAUAGAUACGAACCAGCUGUGCUCCAUUAGCCAAUGUAGUUCAGACUCUCUUUUAAAUGAGAUAGCAAGAGCAUCCUUGACACCAGAAUCAAGUUAUAUUGCUAGGCCAGCUGCUUCAUGGCUUGAUGAUUUUCUUGUAUGGAUAUCUCCAGAAGCAUUUAGUUGCUGUCGAAAGUUUACUAACGGGACUUAUUGUCCCCCUGAUGAUCAGCCUCCUUGCUGCUCUGCCAACAAUGGUCCUUGUGGGCUGAGUGAAGUCUGCAAAGAUUGCACCAUGUGCUUCCAUCACUCAGAUUUACAUAAUGAUCGCCCAUCUACAGCCCAGUUUAAGGAGAAACUUCCAUGGUUCCUCGAUGCUUUGCCCUCUGCAGAUUGUUCUAAAGGUGGACAUGGUGCUUAUACUAGCAGUGUGGAACUGAAAGGCUAUGAAAAUGGUGUUAUUCAGGCAUCAUCAUUCCGUACCUACCAUACACCCCUCAAUAAGCAGAUUGAUUAUGUUAACUCAAUGAGAGCUGCUCGACAAUUUGCUUCAAGGGUUUCAGAUUCUUUAAAGAUGGAAAUUUUCCCAUAUUCUGUGUUUUACAUGUUCUUUGAGCAAUACCUAGAUAUAUGGAGAACUGCUCUGAUCAACCUCGCAAUAGCUAUUGGUGCUGUGUUUAUUGUUUGUUUAGUUAUUACAUGCAGUUUGUGGAGCUCAGCGAUCAUUUUGCUGGUGUUGGCAAUGAUUGUCAUUGAUCUUAUGGGUGUGAUGGCAGUUCUCCGAAUCCAACUGAAUGCAGUCUCCGUCGUUAAUCUUGUUAUGGCAUCGGGCAUUGCUGUUGAGUUCUGCGUGCAUAUAACACAUGCUUUUUCAGUAAGCAGCGGGGAUAAAGAUGAAAGGGUUAAAGAGGCUCUGGGUACGAUGGGAGCUUCUGUCUUCAGUGGAAUCACACUGACAAAGCUAGUCGGCGUGCUGGUUCUUUGCUUCUCAAGGACACAAGUUUUUGUGGUGUAUUACUUCCAGAUGUACUUAGCGUUAGUCCUUCUCGGUUUCUUUCAUGGACUAGUAUUUUUGCCGGUGAUGUUGAACAUGUUUGGUCCACCGUCGAGAUGUGUGAAAAUUGAGAAGCAAGAAGAGCGGCCUUCAGUUUCAUCGCAGCCCUAAUUUGAUGAUUUUCACAAAAUACCUAACUCUUUUUGUAGAGAGUUAAAAUUCUCUUUCUGACUUUCCGAUAUAUAAACUGCGUGUAUAACCAGAGCGACGGUAAAAAAAAAAAAAAAAAUUUCCGUCCCAACAUGUAAAGCAUUGUUUAGAGAAAGAAAGGAGGGGAAAAAAAAAGAACAGGAAAAUGAUGGAGCCCGUUUCAUGUUGUUGUCAAUAUUCUUAAGGUAGCUGAUUCAUCUAAUCUGGUUAAAACUUAGGAUAGAAUGAUGAUAGUUGCUAUAUUUAUGUAGAAGAUGGUUGUAUCUUGUUGGACAUUUUCUGAAGACGCACAGAAUUUGACCCGGUCUUAUGCUAUGUUAUCUUUGUUUCUUUAUUUAUUUUUUAAUCCCAAUUUUCGUUAUUUUAAAUUAUUCUGGAGCGGGAUGAUUUAUGUGGCUUCUGUAGAACACAAACCAACGUUUUGGUGAAACACUUACACUUUGCAUUUGCCACUUAGAGGAACCCUUG
Durio zibethinus is the source of this 4978-nucleotide messenger RNA. NCBI's taxonomy places the organism in Eukaryota, Viridiplantae, Streptophyta, Magnoliopsida, Malvales, Malvaceae. The record is from RefSeq and is a predicted model, not a curated record.